ACCUAGGAAAGGCGACGGCCGGGCGGUCGUUUUAUUGAUCCCGGGGCGCCGCGGCGCUACCCACCCGCGGCGGGAUCGUCUGCGAGAAAAUUCUCUCCAACAGAAUUUUUACGUUCUCUAUCAUCUAGCUGUACCGUGAAUAUACUUACGCGAACGACAGCGAGGACGGUGACAGAGUGGUUGUUAAUUUUUUCUCGCAAUUUUACACUGGAACGCGAACGAUUGAACGAAACGGAUCGGGGGAGGCGGUACGUAGUAAGUUCCUGGAAGGUGGAUCGAAAUUCCGUGGACUAGGUCGUGCGCGGGGUGUAUGCUACGUCCUCGUCGUCGUCGUCCUCGUCUUCGUCAUCGUUGAGGGUUCGAACUGAUCUGGAAUUGGUGCUAUUGGUGGCGAUCGUGUCGUGGUUUCGCCUAAUUGGUCGUAACGAGGAACACCGGAAAAAGAAACGAUCGGUGACGUAUGACCGUCGUUUAACCGCACUCCGAAGAAAUAACCUAUUAUCCUUCGACGACCGUUCCCUUCGACAAGAGCAAGAUCCGUUUCUCUUCUCUUCAGAGUAUAAUUGUGCGUUAGAACACCGAUGGACUGAGGGCAAGAGAAACUCAGAGGGAGGAAGAAGAAAAAGAAGGUCGCGGUGAUCGUCCGGAAGAAGCUGUCACCGAGCAGCUACGACUUCCAGGAUUGUUCAUGCAACACCAAUGGAGAGCUCAUAAUUCGAAAGGGGGCGCACCGGACCGCCCGAAGGAGGUGUCAUCCGGCUGGUAAUAGCUCUGAUCUCGUUCCUCGUACACGGGGACACGGGAUCGCGAAGCUGUGAUUGUUUCAAUUUCGUUGAAGAUAGUGACAACUAACUUUAGGGUGGGCGCCGCGGCGCCGAGAUGGGCCCCGCCAGCAGCCGCGAACAGAUCGGGGAGCAGAUCGGUGACGAUGAUGGCCUGCAGAUCAAGGCGAAGCCUAUGGCCAAUAACGUCACGGACAGUGAAUAUUCUGUAGAAGAGCAUACAAGAUUAACUGCCACUGAUGGAGCUAGUGAUGAAGCAUCUCCAGAAGAUGAAGGGGGUUCACUGUGCGAAUACCACGAUAUACCACCUCCACCUGAUGGUGGAUAUGGAUGGGUGGUGGUAUUUGCGUCAUUCAUGUGUAACAUGAUAGUAGACGGUAUUGCUUAUACAUUUGGCGUUUUUCUGGGAGAAUUUGUUACAUAUUUUGGAGAAGGAAAAGGAAAAACUGCAUGGGUUGGCUCGUUGUUAUCUGGCAUGUACCUCAGUGCUGGACCUGUUGUCAGUGCUUUAACAAAUAAGUAUGGAUGUAGGGCAGUAUGUAUGGCAGGAAGUUUUUUAGGUGCAGCAGCAUUUGUACUUUCAACAUUUUCAACCAGUGUAAAUAUGCUUAUGAUGACUUAUGGUGUUAUGGGAGGAGUUGGAUUUGGUCUAAUAUAUUUACCAGCAGUAGUUUGCGUAGGUUAUUAUUUUGAAACUAAACGAUCUCUAGCUACAGGCAUUGCUGUAUGUGGUUCAGGAUUUGGCACAUUUGCAUUUCCACCUCUUGUAACAAUGUUACUAGAAGCAUAUAAUUGGAAAGGAGCAAAUUUAAUUCUGGCUGGUCUUAUUUUAAAUUGUGCUGUUUUUGGUGCGAUGAUGAGGCCAUUAGAAUAUCCAAAAGCUUCUUCUGUUAAACCAUUAUUACAAAGAAUGGCGGAAGAAAAAAGAUUUCAAAUGGAACGUGGAAGUAUCGGAGGUUCUUAUUUUAUGGUACAACUGCCUGAUGGAUCUAUGGAGAAAAGAAUGAAAAUGCCUAUUAACAUUGAUCCUGGUGUUCAUUCCAGUUUCAAUUUAGACCAAUUAGUGCCUGGAACUCCUUUAACACCAGUUCCAACGGUGCCAACCCUGCCCACUAUAUCGGAGGUGAAAGUACAAGAACACUCUUCCAGUGGAGCAACUAGUAAUAGUGGCAGUAUGGACUUAAAGAGUAUUUCCACUAAAUCAAAAAGCAGAAAAAAUAUCGAUGAUACCAAAGAUACAAAAGAUAUGUCAGAAAAGUCUGAAAGCGAAUUCAAACCGAUAAUUCCUAGAAAUGCUUCUCAACCUGCUUUUACAACUCACGUACAAGGUUUACCUAAAAAUGGCUCUGUACCCUUUUUCGAUCGAAUCCGUAAAACUAGCACUAGCGAGAGAUAUAAACCAAGUCUUAGUGCGAUUAAGAACUCUAGAACAACGUUGAAUUCUAAUGGCGAUAUUAGAAAGAGUUUGCACUUAAGACUUUCGACGAGCAGCGUUAUGGGUUCUCGGAAUAAUAAUGCAGAAAUAGAUGUAGAUGGAGAAAGUAUUACUUUUACUACCAGCAAAUCUAGUAUACCAAAAGAGAAACCACAAAUUAUUCGACCACUAUCGCGGAAGGAUAUAUUUUACAGUGGCAGCGUGGUUAAUUUACCAGAAUAUCAGAGUCAAAAAUCACUUGCAAAUUAUCGUCAAAGCGUUCUUUCACUAUCAAAAUCCGUACGUGGAGAUGUUAAAGAUACCGACAUUGAAAAGGCGCCUCAACAACCUCUAUGUCCCUGUUUGGUAUUACCUGAAUCGUUUAAAGAAGCUUUGUCAACGAUGAUGGAUCUAUCUUUACUAAAGGAUCCAGUGUUUCUUUUAAUUGGUAUCAGCAAUGUAUUUGGAAUGGCUGGAUUAUACGUUCCGUUUGUAUAUCUAUUAGACGCUGCGGUCUUAGAUAAUAUCGACAAGACUCUUGCGUCAUAUUUGGUAUCUAUAAUUGGAAUUACUAAUACUCUGGGCCGUGUAGCUUGUGGAUAUAUCGCGGAUUUUCCACAAGUAGAUUCACUGUUGUUGAACAACAUCUGCUUAAUUAUAUCGACAGUUGCUGUAGCUGCGAUACCGUUCUGCCAUUCUUAUCCUGCUUAUAUCAUUAUGAGCAUUCUUUUCGGUAUAGCUAUAUCUGGAUACAUUUCUUUGACGUCGAUUAUUUUGGUAGAUCUCUUAGGGCUAGACAAAUUGACCAAUGCAUUUGGUCUUUUAAUCUUAUUUAGAGGAGCUGCAGCUAUUAUUGGUUCACCUUUGGCGGGUGCCGUUUAUGACGCAACACAAAGCUACAGUAUCCCAUUCUUUAUGGCAGGAUUUUUCUUCCUUAUAAGCACGGUUACUAGUUUCAUGGCGCCAGCUAUGAAACGGUGCACAACGCCGCAGACUCAGCCUGUGAUAUUAGAUACAUUGACUCCAAUUGAUGAAGAUAUCGAAGAAGAGAACGAAGAAGAUAUUCCUGAAAUAGUAGAAACUGCACCAUCUCCACAAGAACCACCCGAGAAGGAAAUUAAACAAAUAGAGUCUGUUUUAUAAAGUCUGGUCCACAUAAGGAGAGAGAAAUAGCCUUCAUCUCCGAGCCACACUGUGAUAGGGCUGUUACUUCUAAAAGGUCUGAAAAAGGUACUUCUUCGUUAUACAUUCUAAUGGAUAAAGCACAAAUUAAUGAGUACAACCUGAUGGUAUUUUUGACGUACUUAGAAUUUUUGCAAUUAUAUACCUAAUUUUUUUUAUGAAACUAAUAUAUAAAUAUAAAUAUAAAUAUAAAUCUUACACACUUACACGUGCGAGCGCGUGUAAACAUACACACGCACACACACACAAACAAACAAACAAACAAAUACGUGUAACAAUGUAAAAAAUGCCAUCAGGUGGAAAACUUCAUUUGCCUAUGUCAAUAGUAGAUAAUAGAUAGAAGAAUUUAUUAACUUAAUCAGUAUAGAAUGAUCAGUAUAAAAAAUAAUGAAAAAGUGAAAAAAAUGCUUUUGCACUUGCAUAUCGAAGUAAUGUUGAAAGAAUAUUAAUCUUCGUCGUAAGUGAUAAAUAUUAUGAUUUAGAAUAAGAAUGGUCAAUCUCAAUAUUUUGCGACUGGCUCUCUCCUUUAGGCUUGUUUAUCUUCAUUAUAGUACUUCUUAAGGAUACUUAGCCGCGUUCUACUUUUUGAGCGACGUUUUACUUGUCGAACACAACGAAAGAAACGUUUGUUAUACUAUGUCGACUUAUCGUGUUAUUUACGUUAGCGCGUAUCGCAUUUGACUUUUAAGGUUGCACACGUGGACAAUUCACGCAAUGAUUGACCAUUCUUAAUCGAGAAUACCCCACCUACGAGUUGUUACUUAAAUCUAUUUUUGGUCACGAUCCAAAGAUAUGUAUAAUUCCAAUUAAAUUACAUUCAGAGAAAUAUUUUUCUUGCAUACACAACAAAUGUAUAUACAUAUUAUAAGUGAAGAAACUGUGGAUUAGGCGACAUACAGAUAGAUUCGCUAUUGCGAAAAGAAUUGUAAAUAAUUAUAUAGGCAAUUGUAAAAUAGUGUAUAACGAAUUUCGAAACUAGACAAAUAGAAAAUGAUUUCUGUUUCGGGACCUCAUUACCGUAUGUCCCUGUAUUAAUAUAUUGAUUAUAUGAACAAAUAACACGUUAGGUAGAGAUUAAUUAAAUAUAUUAAUGAUAUUCAGCUAGAAUGUUUAUUUUACUUAAUGUAUAAAAGGACAUAAGUCGUCUGAUGCAUCUAGUUUGUGUAAAUUAAUAGUUUUUUUUAGUUGACCGAGAAUCUACUGUCGGGAAGAAACGUGACACGUUAGUUGCAUAUUAAUUAACACAAACUAAUUCUCGACUAAUACACGUGCUGUUCGAUUCUCGUCCCCGUGAGUCUCGGCAGCUGUAGUUUGUCGUGUCGCUUACACACGUAAGUAACUAAUUAAAUAUUGAUUAUCGAGAGUAGAGAGAAUGUUAUUCAAUUACAUAAAUAUAAUACUUUUUAUUCACAAACGCAUACACGCCUAUGAUCAGUAUAAAUAUAUAAAUUUAUGUAUGCCCAUGUAAAUUUAUAUAUUUAUAUACACAUAAUGAACGACAAAAGAAGAUAAUUGUAAAUCUUGUUAAACGGCAUACAACAAAUGUUAUACUUGUAUGUACAUUGUAUAUACGGUGAUUAUUGGUAAGCGGCUACGGUGAUUAAUUAUCGAUACGUAUGCAUAAGACUCGGAAGAUUUAAAAAAGAUAGGAAGAAAGAACCGUUAUUAUGGAUAAAAAGCAAAAGGAAGAGAAAUAUACCAACAGUGCUAUUAUCAUCACUGCUACUGCUAUCACUAUUACCAUUAUUAUUACUACUACUAUUACUACUAUUAUUAUACUAUAUUAAUUAGUACAACUAUCGCGACACUUAUUUUUAUUCUCACGAUUGUCGUACAGGAGACCGUGUUUUUGUGAUUUGAAUUGGAAUAUAAUGUAUACAUGUUAUUCAGUCGAAAAGGUAUAUGUGUGCACGCGUGUCGCCGCGGCAAAAGUGCUACCAGUUACACUUACACACAUAUAGAGUAUAUAUAAUAUCGACGCGCGUGUUCAUGUGACAUUUCGCAUGCGCAUGUUUCGUAUGUAUGUAUGUUAGUAAGAACAGGCGGGAUUCUAGUAGAGAUACGCAAAGUAUGUGUGUGUCGUGUGUGCAUAAUAGAUGCAUAUAUAUAUAUAUAUACAUAUACAUGAUACGUGUAUACAUGUGUAUAUAUAUAUACAUAUAUAAACGAACGUUUCAACACACAUGCGCACGACUUAAUCCUGUGCAUAUGUUAAAAAAGGAAAACAAUAAAAGAAAAAAAAAAGUGAAGUAUAUAUGCUAUGGUACAAAGAAGGACAAAUGUAUUAGGCGACGUUUAUUGAAAUUGAAGAGGAAUUAUGAAUUUUUAUUACUGAAA
This is a messenger RNA of Bombus huntii, 5715 nucleotides long. RefSeq names its product monocarboxylate transporter 3. The transcript is spliced from 11 exons. Gene Ontology annotation, biological process: monocarboxylic acid transport; transmembrane transport. Bases 880 to 3339 code for a protein of 819 amino acids. NCBI's taxonomy places the organism in Eukaryota, Metazoa, Arthropoda, Insecta, Hymenoptera, Apidae. Gene Ontology annotation, molecular function: monocarboxylic acid transmembrane transporter activity. The record is from RefSeq and is a predicted model, not a curated record.